AGCAAAAUCCUUCAUAAUUACCAAUUCCUAUGUAUAUUUUAUUCCUUGUUCUAUCUUUACUGUCUCAAACUUGUUUUCCUUUACACACUACGUUUGAUACCCUUAGACAAGGCUCAUCCUUAUCGGUUGAGAAACCAGACCAUGACGUUCUUGUGUCACCGAAUGGAGUUUUCUCGGCAGGGUUUUCAUCUGUGGGAGACAAUGCUUUUUGCUUUGCCAUAAGGCUUAUGAAAUCCCCAGGAACGAUAGUUUGGAUGGCAAAUAGAGACCAGCCGGUCAACGGAAUAAGUUCGAAGCUCUCGCUUUUGAAAGAUGGCAAUCUGGCCCUCCUUGACGUAGGUUUAAUCACCCUUUGGAGCACAGAAACGACUUCAUCUUCAUCUGUUCAUCUACAACUCCAUAACAAUGGUAACCUUGUACUUCAUAAUGCGACGGGUGAUAGGCUCUGGGAAAGCUUUAAUUCGCCAACCGAUACACUUCUUCCGGGACAAAAACUAACAAGGGAUUCCAGCCUUGUCUCAUCAAAAAGCCACACCAAUUAUUCUUCCGGUUAUUAUACAUUCUACUUUGAUACAGAUAAUAUCCUCCGUUUGCUUUACCAAAGUCCGGAUCCAGCGGUAUCCAGCGUCUAUUGGCCCGAUCCAUGGCUUCGGCCUUUUCAAACAGGUAGAACCACCUACAACAACAGAAAAACCGCCUUUCUUAAUUCCACCGGUUACUUCUGGUCCUCUGAUGACAUGUCGUUCUCAGCCUUAGAUUGUGGUGUGGUAAUUCACAGACGAUUAAAACUUGAUCCGGAUGGCAAUCUUCGGCUGUAUAGCUUCAACGAGAAGAAUAAGAGUUGGGUUGUUACAUGGCAAGCAAUAUCCGAACCAUGCAAGACUCAUGGCAUUUGCGGGCCCAAUAGUUUCUGCACCGUUGACCAUGCUUCGGGUAGGAAAUGCUCAUGCUUGCAAGGAUUCGAGAUGGCAAACUAUCCCGACUGGUCGUAUGGAUGCAAACCAAAAUUUGAUAACUCAUUCAACGAUAGCAAUAAGGAGACUGGUUUGGUUUAUGUAGCCAAUUCAGAAUUCUAUGGCUAUGACAGAUACUACUUCGAAAAUAUCACCUUGGAACAAUGCCAAGAGGAGUGCUUCAGGACCUCUCAGUGCAAAGCUAUCCAAUACAAAUUCGACUGGGAUAAUUCAUUUUAUAACUGUUACCUUAAGUCAGUUAUGCUUAAUGGACGCCACUCACCCAAUUUCGAUGGAGAUGUGUAUUUAAGACUACCCAAAUCCAUCAUUAAUCAUCCCAGUCAGACGCUCGUGAAGGAAUCAAAUCCAGAUCAUAUUUGCCCUGAUCACCAAUUUGAUUCUGUGAUGCUGGAUAGAACUUAUGAAAAAGGCCAUAAAAAUAGGUUCCUGAAAUUUUUGCUCUAUUUUGCAAGUGUAGUGGGAGCAGUGGAGUUUACUUGUAUCUCCUUGGUUCUGUGCUCCUUGUAUUGGAAUCGGUCAAAAGGCAUUGAUAAAUCUACACAGAGGCACAUGAUUGCAGCAACCAGGUUUCAAGAAUUUUCUUAUGCGGAAUUGAAAAAGGCGACGAAGGGAUUCCGCGAAGAAAUCGGAAGGGGUUCAGGAGGUAUUGUAUACAAAGGCAGACUAUCUGACAACCGUGUCGCGGCAGUUAAGUUGCUGAACGAAGCUAACGAAGGAGAAGCCGAGUUCCUAACAGAGGUGAACACCAUUGGGAGGCUAAACCACAGGAACUUGAUAGAGAUGUGGGGAUAUUGCGCACAAGGGAAGCACAGGCUUUUAGUCUACGAGUACAUGGAAAAUGGAUCUUUGGCAAACAAGCUAGCAAAUUCCAGCACGCUUGAUUGGCAAAAGAGGUUUGGAAUAGCAAUGGGCACAGCAAAAGGCCUGGCUUAUUUGCACGAGGAGUGCUUGGAGUGGGUCCUACACUGUGAUGUCAAGCCUCAGAACAUAUUAUUGGACUCCAAUUGCUGCCCCAAGGUUGCUGAUUUUGGGCUGUCCAAAUUGCAUAAUAUAAGUGUUGAACAAAAUUCAAGCUUCUCGAGGAUUAGAGGGACUAGAGGUUAUAUGGCACCUGAAUGGGUCUAUAAUCUUCCAAUUACCUCAAAAGUGGAUGUGUAUAGCUAUGGAAUUGUAGUGUUGGAAACUGUGACAGGGAAGAAACCGACUGGAAUACAAGCAUCUGAGAGUAGAGGGAUGGCAGAUCAGCAUGGAAGAUUGGUGACAUGGGUGAAGGAGAAGAUGAAUGGACCAGGGAAGAGGAGCGAAUACUGGGUUAAAGAAAUUGCAGACCCUAAGAUGGGUGAGAUGUUUGAGAUGGCGGAGUUGAAACUUUUAGUUAAAGUGGCUUUGCAAUGUGUGGAAGAAGAUAAAGAAGCUAGACCAACCAUGGGACAAAUUGUAGAGAUGCUUCAGAGGCAUUGCCAGGAGGAUGAAUAUUCCGUGAUAUACUAGGCGAUAUCAUCACGACUGCUAAAUUUGCUUUAUUUUUUCUGUUCUUCCUCGUGCACUGGUUGAAUUCCCUCCAGUCCUCCACUCCUUUUCUUUCCCUGCAACUUCGCACACAUGCUUCUCUAAAAAUAAAUCAAUAAAUAUUUCAAGUGUGCCUUUUUUUUUUUUUUUUUUUGUUUUUUUGGUUGAAUAUAUUUCAAACGUGCCUUCCUAGUUGUUUUCAAUGUCUGGUUGCAUUUGGACGCUGUUUUUCGUUUGGUUGGCUGCCACUGAAUUCAAUAAUGGUUUUAUUUUGUUUUUGGGCUUUUCUGGAUUGUUUCAAUAAGAAUAAAAAUGGUUUUGCUUCGAUUUCA
Molecule: messenger RNA, 2815 nt
Organism: Ziziphus jujuba (common jujube)
Lineage: Eukaryota; Viridiplantae; Streptophyta; Magnoliopsida; Rosales; Rhamnaceae
Product: putative receptor protein kinase ZmPK1
Exons: 1
Coding region: 30-2465 (811 amino acids)
Biological process (GO): protein phosphorylation; recognition of pollen
Molecular function (GO): protein serine/threonine kinase activity; ATP binding
Source: RefSeq, a predicted model, not a curated record